Messenger RNA from Kwoniella botswanensis, 1134 nucleotides. RefSeq lists its product as uncharacterized. The record is from RefSeq and is a predicted model, not a curated record. The coding region runs from base 1 to 1134 and encodes 377 amino acids. Lineage: Eukaryota; Fungi; Basidiomycota; Tremellomycetes; Tremellales; Cryptococcaceae. The transcript is spliced from 3 exons.
AUGACCACUCAAACAUCAGGCAAAACAGUAUUCUUCACCGGAGCCACUGGCUACAUUGGCGGUACAGUCCUCGAAGCGAUCCUCAACUCUCCCCAACCACCCAAACUCGUCACCUUGCUUAUUCGAGAUGAGAAGAAAUCCAGCGGAUUCCAAUCACUCGAUGCAGCCAAAAAGGCAAAUGUAGAAAUCAAAACUUUGAUAGGAUCUUUGGAAGAUCUCGACAAGAUCACUACUGCUGCUUCAGAACAUGACGUUACGAUCCAUACCGCCGAUGCGGACAACCUAGAAGGUGUAAAAGCUAUUUUGAAAGGACAAAAAAUAAGAAAGGAUAAAACUGGUCAUAGACCUUUGUUGAUCGAGACUUCCGGUACGGGUGUGCUGGUGGAUAAUGCUAAAGGUGCUUAUCCUAAUGAUAUCAUCUACACCGACCUCAACCCCACUCCCGCAACCAAGGAUUCCCCUGCUCUUCUCUCCAUGACUGAACUCCCUCCUACUGCUCCACACCGAAAUGUCGACCUCGAGAUCCUUGCUGCUGACAAAGCCGGUACCAUCAAAUCCUACAUCGUCUUACCUUCCACCAUCUGGGGUAAAGGUGUUGGUGAAGUGUACGAUAAGGGAUUGAGCAACUCUUUCUCGGACCAAAUCCCCACUUUGAUCAAGGCUGCUUUGGAUAGAGGUAGAGCUGGUAUGGUUGGUGAAGGUAAGAAUAUCUGGCCCCACGUCAAGAUCACCGAUCUUGCCUCUCUCUACGAGCUCGUAUGGCUCAAAGCCACCCAACCCAACCCCACCAUCGGUCACGGUCCAUCAGGAUACUACUUCGGUAUCUCAGGAGAAUACACUUUGUUCGGCGCUACUUCCAGAAUCGGUCAGGCGUUAGUCAAAAACAACUUGAUCCAAAGCAAGGAGACUACUCCAACUACGUUCACCGAGGAGGAUUUGAAGAAGUAUUACAACGGAUCGAGCUAUAUGGGCACCAACUCGCGAGGUGUAGCCGAUCGAUCGAAAUCGAUAGGAUGGAGACCUAAGUACACUGAACAGCAAGAUUUAUAUGAUCAUAUUGAUCGAGAGGUCGUUAGAGUUCAGAAGGAAUUUGGGAAUGAAUAUAAAGCGAAGAAGUUUACUUCUUCUUAUUAA